UUGGAGAUGUUAUGAAAAAUACAAUUGUAAGAUUUAUACGCCUAUGAUUGGUCAAUUAACGACGAAUAGUAAGAAAUACAUUCAUUCUUACGUCGUCAUUUGGUUAUUUUUGUAAUAUAUACAUGUUUAUUGUUGCGUUUGUAGAAUAAUAUUUUUUUAAAUAUAACUAAUAUAGAGGAUAUACAUAAUUGAUAAUUCGUUGACUAAGCGGUACGAAGAAAAAAUAUGAUUCAAUAGUAACGAUUAAUAUUAUUUUUUAAAUAUAUUGUUUAUAUAUUUGAAAUAAAUGUGUAUAAGAUAAAAUGGAGAGUGACAUUCCUUUGAUAUAUGGACUUGAAUUUCAAACUAGAGCGUUAUCAGCACAAACUGCAGAAACUGAUAUCGUUAGAUUUCUAGUAGGAACUCAAUCAUUAAAAUUGACUAACAAUCAAGUACAUUUAGUUGAACUUAAUGAAGAAACUAAUGGUUUAAAAACCCAAGUAUUUCAGCAUCCAAUCGGUGAAAUAUGGUCUUUGCAAGCAUCACCAACCGAAUCUUCUCUAUUUAUUACUUGUUACAAUAGUUUAAAUGAUGAAGGAACGUGUCAAAUGAAAGGAGCACUUUGGAAGUUACCUGAAAUAAAAGAAUACACAAAUGACAGUAUACAAUUGGAGAUGCUAGCAGAAAUUGAUACGACUAAGUAUGGUAGUGAUUUAAAAACUAUCGCUUAUCAUCCUAUGGAUGGUACAAAAGCAAUAUCGGUUGUAGAUAAAUGCUUUGCGCUAUGGGACCUUGGUAACAGUAAACCACAAGUUGCAGUAUCUGGUGUUUUAUCUGGCAAAAAUUUACCACGGUUUACAAAUGGAAAAUGGAAUCCUCAUAAUGGGUGUAACCAAUUUGUAACAUUAGAUGAAAAUAAUAUUCAAGGUUGGGAUUUAAGAGCACCGUCAGAUCCUUCGUGGACAAUUACAUCUGCUCAUUCGCAGAUAAUUAGAGAUUUAGAUUUCAAUGUUAAUAGACAGUAUUUUUUGUCUACCUGUGGUGAUGAUGGAUACAUGAAAUUCUGGGAUAUUCGAGAACCAAGUGAGCCUGUAUUAUCGCGUAUGGAACAUUCUCAUUGGGUUUGGAAUAUAAGAAUCAAUCGUUUUCACGAUCAACUAGUUUUAACAUCGAGUAGUGAUUCUAGAGUUAUUUUAUAUAGUAUUGUAUCUAUUUCCUCUGAACCAUAUGGGCACAUAGUUUCACCAGAAGAUGACAAUGGUCAAUCUGAUGAAAUGUGCCAAAAAGAAAAAUUGGAAGACGGUGUUGUUGAGAGAUACGAAACACACGAGGAUAGUGUUUAUGCAGUUGAAUGGUCUUCUGCUGAUCCUUGGACAUUUGCUUCGUUAAGUUAUGAUGGUAGAUUAGUUAUAAACAAAGUACCCCGAAAAUAUAAAUACCAAAUACUUCUUUAAAUUAAAUACUGCAUUUAUUAAAUUAUUCCGAGUUAUUUUUU
Molecule: messenger RNA, 1474 nt
Organism: Polistes dominula (European paper wasp)
Lineage: Eukaryota; Metazoa; Arthropoda; Insecta; Hymenoptera; Vespidae
Product: EARP-interacting protein homolog
Biological process (GO): protein ubiquitination
Molecular function (GO): protein binding
Source: RefSeq, a predicted model, not a curated record